Molecule: messenger RNA, 1353 nt
Organism: Entrophospora candida
Lineage: Eukaryota; Fungi; Glomeromycota; Glomeromycetes; Entrophosporales; Entrophosporaceae
Source: the annotation of a GenBank genome assembly
AUGUCGAUUAAGUUUACGCCAUCUCUUGAGGAAAUUCAAGAAUAUGUUUUGGUACAAGAUGGAAACACUAUUCCAGUUUAUGCAACAAUCCCUGCAGAUUUAUUAACACCUGUUAGCGCUUACUUACGUAUAGCAGCAAAAAGUGAUUAUUCUUUUUUGUUAGAGUCUAUUUCUGGUGGUGAAAAACUUGAUCCAUAUAAAAUAUUAAAGACAGAAGAUAAUGAAGGUGAUCCUUUAAUAGGUCUUGAAAAUGAAUUGAAAUCUACAAAGUAUAUCAGGCUACCUGAAAUUCCUUCAUUCACAGGUGGAGCAAUUGGAUAUAUUGGGUAUGAUUGCGUGAAAUAUUUUGAGCCAAGAACAGCAAGGGAUUUAAAAGAUCCGCUUGGUUUACCUGAUUCGUAUUUUUUAUUUUGUGACACUAUGGUAAUUUUUGAUCAUACAUAUCAGACAUUAUAUGUGGUAUCGCAUUAUCGUAAUGAUUCCAAAAACAAAAAAGUCAUAGAGAUUCAUUAUAAACAAGCAUUAGAAAAAAUAAAACGUCUGCUAUUAAAACUUCAGAGUGACUACCCAACAUCAUCAUCAUUAGAGGUGCCACAAGGUGAAAUAAUACUUAAUCAACAAACUGAAUCCAAUGUUGGCAAAUCAGGUUAUGAAGCUUUUGUUACCAAGUUGAAACAACAUAUUGUCAAAGGUGAUAUAAUCCAGGCUGUUCCUUCACAACGACUGGCUAGACCUACCACACUUCAUCCAUUUAAUGUCUAUAGAUAUUUGAGGACAAUUAAUCCAUCACCUUAUAUGUUUUAUAUCAAUUUAAAAGAUUUUCAAAUUGUUGGUGCUUCACCUGAAUUACUUAUCAAAGUAGAAAAUGAUAUUGUCUAUACUCAUCCAAUUGCUGGAACUAGAAAACGUGGGAAAACUCCAAAAGAGGAUGAUGAACUUGCAAAUGAAUUAUUAAAUGAUCCAAAGGAAAGAGCAGAACAUAUAAUGUUACUGGACUUGGGAAGAAAUGAUAUUAAUCGAGUAUGCGAAUCCAAGUCAGUCAAAGUAGAUUCAUUCAUGCAAAUAGAGAAAUAUAGUCACGUCAUGCAUAUAGUUAGUCAUGUGUCUGGUAAAUUACGUCCAGACAAAUCAAGAUUUGAUGCAUUCAGAUCAAUAUUUCCAGCUGGCACAGUUUCUGGUGCACCAAAAGUUCGAGCUAUAGAAUUAAUUUCCGAGCUUGAACAGGAGAAACGUGGUAUUUAUGCUGGAGCAGUUGGACAUUUUGAUUUUUCUAAUUCAAUUGAUACUUGUAUUGCUAUACGAACAAUGGUUUUUAAAAACGGUGUUGCUUAUCUUCAAGCUGGUAAUUAUUAA